This is a messenger RNA of Seminavis robusta, 1296 nucleotides long. The record is from the annotation of a GenBank genome assembly. NCBI's taxonomy places the organism in Eukaryota, Bacillariophyta, Bacillariophyceae, Naviculales, Naviculaceae.
AUGGCCCGCAAACGCAAUCAACUCAUGAACAUGUUCCCUCCUGGGAAGGUUACCGCAGAACAAGCGUCAGAAGCCCUUCGAAAAAGCCGUGGAGAUUUGGAAAAGGCCAAGGCAAUGAUCCAAGCCGGAAAAGACGCGAAAGAUACCAAGCCAUCGGCAAGAACAACCUCAUCCGCCGCCAAGAAACCAGCAGCUGCUGCUGUUUCAUCGUCAUCCAAGGAAAACAAAUUGCCAUCAAAGCCUGCUGCCACUACCAAGGAAUACAGCAACAACGCCAUGGAAAAUGACAAGAAGAAUACUGAUGAAAAUGUUGUUAAUAGUCGACGUCCUCCCAAGACGGUGGUGGCCAUUAACAACUUGUCGGAUCGUCAGUAUUGCUGCGUUUGGUGGGUGGAGGAAAUCAAGGAUGGAUAUCGUCCCGAUAUUUCCCGCAGUUUACUGGCCGAAGUGGCACGGCACGCCAAUUUGAUUUUGCGAGAUCGAGGAUGGCGCGUCAAGCGCCUCAUCGAAAGUACCAGCACGCGCUUUUUGGGCGUCUGCUAUUCCAAUGGACGCAACGAUGCGGACGCGGCAUCGGCCAAUAUCAUGCUCAAUCUACGUCAACGCCCCGACAAGAAUUGUCGACAAUUUCGGACCUUUGCGCAAAUCAUGGCCGUCAUGAUCCAUGAAGUCACGCACAUCAGCAUUGGACUCGAGGAUAUUCAUCCACCCGCCUUUUGGGAAUUGAUGCAAGAAUGCAAAAAAGAAUAUCAACAAAAAUUGGCCGCGGAAGAAUUGGAACAGGAAACCGAUGAUUAUGGCUGCAAAGACAAGUACAUUACGGGGACGGGAGAGGUCUCCACCCUGCAACAAUCCGCGGGCACUGUUGUUUCCGCGGAAGGAAUGACACUGGGAGAAGACCACUGGUGUGGUGCCAAGAGAGCAAGACCAUCGUAUUCACGCCGUGGAACCAAACGAUCGUCGGUCCAGGCCGUGGGCAUCAAGGCGGCCGAGCUACAGCAAAAGCGUCGUCCACUCAAAAAGGGAACCAAAAUGAUUGACAAACGAACCAAAGAUGGCAAGGCCAAGGCGGCGGCUCUCAAGAGGCUGACUCCCCGAGAGUUGGCUGCCCGAGCUGCUCUGGAACGAUGGCAAGGCAAUGCCUCUGGUACCAAUGACAAAGACAACAAUAAAGUGAGCAAUCAAGAGGAAGAGACGACGACGACGAUCUUUGUGGAAGUGAUUGAAGAUCAUCCCAGCGUCUGUGGUUGUCGCUGUUGUGAGUGGGAUAAGUUGCUUUGCCAACCAGCCAACUGA